Molecule: messenger RNA, 552 nt
Organism: Ailuropoda melanoleuca (giant panda)
Lineage: Eukaryota; Metazoa; Chordata; Mammalia; Carnivora; Ursidae
Product: death-associated protein kinase 1-like
Exons: 4
Coding region: 1-552 (183 amino acids)
Source: RefSeq, a predicted model, not a curated record
AUGCGUCCCUAUGCAGCCUCGCAGGGGGAUCUCUGGCUGCACAGAGCACCUGCCCGCACCAUCCAGAGCGCUCUUGUCAUGUUCGGUGUCAGUGUUCACACGUCUGUGUCUCCCCAGGACAUGGAUCUGCCCGGGGCCGAGAGGGAGGACAGUGGGAAGGCUAUCGGCCCCCCAGCCCUGUCCCAGCAUUUGUGCUGGUAUCGACCACACUGGUGGCAUCUCAAGUGUGGGCUGCUGAGAAGCUUCUGCAGGAAACGCCGGCCCAGACUCUCCUCUACCAACUCCACCUGGUUCCCCCCCUCGCCGCUGGCGUCCAAGCCGGCAGUGUCCGUGAGCAUCAGCAACCUGUACCCGGGCUGCGAGCAUGUGAGCGUGAGGAGCCGCAGCAUGAUGUUCGAGCCGGGCCUCACCCGAGGGACCCUGGAGGUGUUGGUGGCCCCGCCCCAGCACCUGCACUGCGAAGCCGAGGACCAGUCCAUCAAGGCCAUCGACAUCCAGAAUGCUUAUCUGAAUGGUACAGUAGCCCGUGCGCUGCACGGAAGCAUCUCCUGA